UGCAGCAAUUGUUCGACUAGGACCACACCUCUGUGGAGGAGAGAUGGCCAUGGAGGGCUCCUAUGCAAUGCUUGCGGCUUGUUCGCCAAGGUGAAGGGAAGACCAAGACCGCAUAGCCUGAAGACGGAUGUAAUCAAGCCCAGAGCGAGG
Molecule: messenger RNA, 150 nt
Organism: Microstroma glucosiphilum
Lineage: Eukaryota; Fungi; Basidiomycota; Exobasidiomycetes; Microstromatales; Microstromataceae
Product: glucocorticoid receptor-like (DNA-binding domain)
Exons: 1
Biological process (GO): positive regulation of transcription by RNA polymerase II; negative regulation of transcription by RNA polymerase II
Molecular function (GO): RNA polymerase II cis-regulatory region sequence-specific DNA binding; DNA-binding transcription factor activity, RNA polymerase II-specific; zinc ion binding
Source: RefSeq, a predicted model, not a curated record